GGUCCUUGCCCAGUGACGUCACCGAUCUUGCGGCCUCCAUCUUGAAGCCGCGGCCUCAGAGUCCGGUCCCCCCGCCCCGGGCAGCGGCCUCCCCGGUAUCCGCCUCCAUCUGGAGCCCGGGACCAGCAGUGGCCAGGGGGCAGCAUGGCGGGAGCUGGUGGAGGCAAUGAUAUUCAGUGGUGUUUUUCUCAGGUGAAGGGAGCUGUGGAAGACGAUGUCUCCGAAGCCGAUAUCAUAUCUACAGUAGAAUUUAAUCAUUCUGGAGAAUUAUUAGCCACUGGAGAUAAAGGAGGACGUGUGGUAAUCUUCCAGCAGGAGAGCAAAAGCCCUUAUCAUAGAGGGGAGUAUAGUGUCUAUAGCACUUUCCAGAGCCACGAGCCAGAAUUUGACUACUUGAAGAGUUUAGAAAUUGAAGAAAAGAUCAACAAGAUCCGAUGGUUACCGCAGAAGAAUGCGGCACAGUUCCUGUUGUCUACAAAUGAUAAAACUAUCAAGCUGUGGAAAAUCAGUGAACGUGACAAAAGACCAGAAGGUUACAACCUUAAAGAGGAGAAUGGGAGGUAUAGGGAUCCGACCACUGUGACCACUCUCAGGGUGCCAGUUUUCCGCCCGAUGGACCUGAUGGUUGAAGCUAGUCCUCGUAGAAUCUUCGCCAACGCUCAUACGUAUCACAUCAAUUCCAUCUCUGUCAACAGCGACUAUGAGACUUAUCUGUCGGCAGACGACCUUCGGGUCAAUCUUUGGCACCUGGAGAUCACAGACAGGAGCUUUAAUAUCGUAGAUAUUAAACCUGCCAAUAUGGAAGAGUUAACAGAAGUGAUCACGGCCGCCGAGUUCCACCCGCAUCACUGCAACACUUUUGUAUACAGCAGCAGCAAAGGCACCAUCCGCCUGUGUGAUAUGCGCGAGUCGGCGCUGUGCGAUCGCCACUCCAAGCUGUUCGAGGAGCCGGAAGAUCCCAGCAAUCGGUCCUUCUUCUCCGAGAUCAUCUCUUCCAUUUCUGAUGUGAAGUUCAGCCACAAUGGGCGAUACAUGAUGACCAGGGACUACUUGUCGGUCAAAAUCUGGGACUUGAACAUGGAGAGCCGUCCCGUGGAAACCUAUCAGGUACAUGAAUACCUCAGGAGUAAGCUCUGCUCCUUAUACGAGAACGACUGCAUCUUCGACAAGUUUGAGUGCUGCUGGAACGGGCCUGACAAUGUUGUCAUGACCGGCUCCUACAACAACUUUUUCCGAAUGUUUGACCGCAACACCAAACGCGACAUUACCCUUGAGGCCUCACGGGAGAACAGCAAGCCACGUAUGGUGCUGAAACCGCGCAAGGUGUGCGCCAGCGGCAAGCGGAAGAAGGACGAGAUCACGGUGGACAGUCUGGACUUCAACAAGAAGAUCCUGCACACAGCCUGGCACCCUAAAGAGAACAUCAUUGCCGUGGCCACCACUAAUAACCUGUAUAUAUUCCAGGACCGGGUCAAUUAGUACUGGCCUCUUCCAUACAGGACAGUCCUUUAGUCCAGCUAGUUCCAAUAGUCGAGCCUAGAAUUCGUACCCCCAUCCAAAACUGAAGAAAACUUCUGACCGUGCGGGAACUCUUGGCAGUCCCUCCCCGUCUGACUUUUCCAGUGUUUAAGGUGCCAUCGAUUAUCCUUUUCAUAGCUGCGCAGGGUGCACCCUGCUUCUGCUGUCUUCUCGCCCUGUGGGGGUCACAGCAGGAAUUACUGUAUUAUUAUUUUUGUUUCUCUUUUUAACCGUCUUGCCUGAUUUUGUAGGUUUCAUUUUGUCUUUUUUUUUAUUUUUUUUAUUUUUUUUUGUAUUAUGUUCAGAUGUCAAUUGCAGUACCAGCCUGCACUCCUGUCCAGUUCCUUCUGUAGGACCUUUAAUGAUCGGGGUGGGGUUAAUCUGUGCAUUUGUUUUUCCCAUCUUCACAUUCUUUUUUUUUUUUUUUUCUUCAGCUCUUGUGUUUUUUUACACCCUCCCUUCCCCCUUCCUUUAUGUCCUUCUGGCAGUCUUUGAAGUUCAUUCUUCUGUACCUAAACGUCCCGUUCCCUGCUCUUCUUCCUCACCUUGCCCUGCGCUGGUGUAAAUCCAACUGCUAGGAAAGCACACAGGGAAUUUGGGUUGACCCGUGGCAGGGUUGGAGGGGUGGGGGGGCAAGGCUAUGACUAUGAGAGUUGUCUCGGUCACUCAUUUUUAAUGACGACCUGACUGUAAUCACUUCUUGCCUUGUCUGGUGGCGCAAAAGGAG
This is a messenger RNA of Bufo gargarizans (Asiatic toad), 2245 nucleotides long. It is a transcript of the gene PPP2R2A, whose product is annotated as protein phosphatase 2 regulatory subunit Balpha. The coding region runs from base 145 to 1479 and encodes 444 amino acids. The transcript has 10 exons. Gene Ontology annotation, biological process: peptidyl-serine dephosphorylation. Gene Ontology annotation, molecular function: protein binding; protein phosphatase regulator activity. The record is from RefSeq and is a predicted model, not a curated record. NCBI's taxonomy places the organism in Eukaryota, Metazoa, Chordata, Amphibia, Anura, Bufonidae. Gene Ontology annotation, cellular component: cytosol; protein phosphatase type 2A complex.